Messenger RNA from Capsicum annuum, 450 nucleotides. RefSeq lists its product as uncharacterized. Lineage: Eukaryota; Viridiplantae; Streptophyta; Magnoliopsida; Solanales; Solanaceae. The transcript is spliced from 3 exons. The record is from RefSeq and is a predicted model, not a curated record. Bases 1 to 450 code for a protein of 149 amino acids.
AUGGAACUUUCGAAAAGUGAUGAAUGUGUUAAAAUGUUGGAGAUAAAUUUAAAGAACCAUUGUGGUGGCCGUGAAGCUAUUACAAUAGGUCGAGAUCUAACUUCAAGGGAGUUACAUUUGCACGUCCACACAUAUAAUCAUGAUGAUAAAUCUUUUGUUUCUAAUCAUUCUCGACUUCUCCACAAAAAGUAUGAAGAGAUUAUACAGAAAAAAAGACUGACUGAAUCUGAAAUUGAUCAAUUGGAAUCAUAUUAUCAAGCUGCGGGAGGAGUAAAGAAGAAAAGAUUAUAUGGUCUCGGAUCUGAAGCUGAAGGUGACUUUGGGAAAAAACUUUGUGACCGUAAUGCCUCCACAUCAUCAGUACCACCUUCGGUUUCUUUAUCGACAAAAAAUUUGAAGGAGUUUGAGAAGCAAUUGAUUAUGGCACUUACUACUCACUUUCUCCGUUAG